UCAAAAGUAGAGUCCAAAAUCAUCAAGAACGUACUAUGAAUUAUCUUCAAGAAUUUUUAUAGUAUAACAGAUGCAUAAAAAUGAAAAAGAAAGUUACUUUAAAAUACGAAGAACUAAAAUUAUGAAAUAAAACAAUACGUUUAGAAAUGUUGUAGUCCUAAGAAACAACAAUAUUGGACGGCAAGAAGAAGCAUAUUACCGAACUCAAGAAAUAAAGUUGAACUAAACCCACCAAAUCCCAGAAAAAGAAAAAUUAAAUCAGCCAUGGAAAUCGAAUCAACAAAACUUCCAGAACACCCACCGGAGUUUUAGACCCAGAAGGAGACGGUGAAGUCGGAGAACCGGCCGGCGGAGUAUGAGACCCAGAAAAAUAAGAAGAAAAAAGAAAAAAGAAUCAGCCAUGGAAAUUGUCGCCACAUGUUUUUGGUAUCGAAAGAGAGAGAGAGACGCCGUUGAAUUUGGGAGAGAGUUGCGAGAGUGAAGGAGAGAUGGGAUGGGAGCUUGUGGGUGGGAAAGUUAGGGAAAAGCUACGGUUCUUUAAAAUUGGCUUCCUUAUUUUUGGCAAAAUUUCCCCUCGUGGAACCUCUUCUGCUAUUUAAUAGCAGCAUUGCAAACUUGCAAGACAGAUUUGUGCGUGGUUUCUGUAAUCGUGUCUUCUUCUCUUGAAUUCGUGUUGUUUCACUUUCAAUGUCCCAACGGCAGCCGGCCAUGGCGGUUCCCAAUUCACCAACAAUCCCAAUCUUCCUCGCCCUGCUUCUCCUUCUGGCCUCAAUGGCAGCUUCCGCUCCAAUUCCAUCCUCUCAGAUUCUUCUAGAGUGCCUUACUAAUCAUUCUUCAUCCUCUGCUUACCCAAUUUCUAAAGUCACUUUCUUCCCCGAUAACCCAUCUUUCAUUCCCACCUUAAAAUCUUACAUCAGAAACCUAAGAUUCACGUCCCCCACUACCCCCAAGCCAGUGUUCAUCAUCGCCCCGACCCACACCUCCCACAUUCAAGCCUCGGUUACCUGUUGCAAAAUCCACGGCCUCGAAAUCAGAACCCGCAGUGGCGGCCAUGAUUACGAUGGCCUCUCCUACGUCUCCGAUUCCCCAUUUGUGCUCCUCGAUAUGUUCAAUCUUCGAGCUGUAACCGUCGAUCUCAAGGACGAGAGCGCGUGGGUGGAGUCGGGGGCCACGCUUGGGGAAGUUUACUUCAAGAUUGGAGAGAAGAGCAAGCUGCAUGGGUUCCCAGCUGGGGUUUGCCCCACGGUUGGAGUCGGGGGCCAUGUCAGCGGCGCCGGCUACGGCAGUUUGAUGAGGAAAUUUGGGGUUUCUGUGGACUAUAUACUUGAUGCUACCAUGGUAGGUGCUAAUGGUACGCUUUUGGAUAGAAAAUCAAUGGGAGAAGAUCUGUUCUGGGCAAUUAGAGGAGGAGGUGGAGCUAGCUUUGGAGUCAUAGUUUCAUGGAAAUUCAAAUUGGUUCCUUUACCUGAAAAGGUCACCGUUUUUAGAAUAGAGAGAACCAUGGAGGAAGGCGCAGUGGAUAUCUUGUACAAAUGGCAGGAAGUUGCUCCUAAAACCGACGAAAAUCUGUUCAUUAGAGUGGUGUUUCAUACCACGACUAGAAAAACUGGAAGCACAAUAUUAGCGAAAUUCAUUUCUUUGUUCGUUGGAGAUGCACAGAAGCUGUUUGCGUUAAUGUCUGCGAGUUUUCCCGAACUGGGUGUGAAGGCUGAGGAUUGUAAAGAAAUGAGCUGGAUUGAGACGGUUCUGUUCUGGUCCAACUACCCCAUUGGGACCCCACUCACGGUCUUGCAGGACAGGCAACCAAAAUCGGAGGCGAAGUUCUUGAAGAAGAAAUCAGACUAUGUCCAAACACCAAUCCCAAGGGCAGAUCUUGAAGCAGUGAUGAAGAAGAUGAUAGAAAUGGGAACGGUGGCGCUGACAUUCAACCCAUACGGUGGGAAAAUGGACGCACUCCCAGAAACUGCAACCCCAUUUCCAUUCAGAGUAGGGAACCUGUACAAAAUCCAGUACUCAGCACAAUGGAAAGAAGAAGGGGACGCAGCUGCGCAACAAAAUCUGAAGUUGAUCAGAGACCUGUACGAGUUGAUGACGCCUUAUGUCUCAAAAUCCCCAAGAUGUGCCUAUUUGAACUACAGAGAUGUGGAUUUGGGCGUGAAUGGGAAGAAUGGCAGUGCAACCUAUGAGCAGGCGAGCGCCUGGGGAAUAAAGUAUUUCAAGGGAAACUUCGAGAAAUUGGUGAAGGUGAAGACUGCGGCGGAUCCAGAAAACUUUUUCAGAUGCGAGCAGUGUAUCCCACCUGUUGCAACCACUUGAUUUCCACUAAUAAACUUGUUUUUGUACUUUGCCAACUUUUUGUUCCCCUAUUGUUAGGAAGAGGCAAGAAUUACACAGAGAGAGUGCAUUUUUUCAUGGAUAUCUUUAGGAUGGAU
Molecule: messenger RNA, 2432 nt
Organism: Momordica charantia (bitter melon)
Lineage: Eukaryota; Viridiplantae; Streptophyta; Magnoliopsida; Cucurbitales; Cucurbitaceae
Source: RefSeq, a predicted model, not a curated record